Molecule: messenger RNA, 684 nt
Organism: Pleurotus ostreatus (oyster mushroom)
Lineage: Eukaryota; Fungi; Basidiomycota; Agaricomycetes; Agaricales; Pleurotaceae
Gene: CDC8
Product: Thymidylate kinase
Exons: 4
Coding region: 1-684 (227 amino acids)
Biological process (GO): dTDP biosynthetic process; dUDP biosynthetic process; dTTP biosynthetic process
Cellular component (GO): nucleus; cytosol; cytoplasm
Molecular function (GO): ATP binding; dTMP kinase activity
Source: RefSeq, a predicted model, not a curated record
AUGUCUGAGGUCAAACGUCGAGGAGCGUUCAUCGUGGUAGAAGGCCUAGAUAGAUCAGGGAAGAGCACCCAAUGCGCCGCUUUACAUGAACGGCUGGUAGAAUCUGGAGUGGUCGCACAAUUAAUCAAGUUUCCUGACAGGACGACAGUAAUCGGUCAGAUGAUCGAUUCAUACUUGAAGUCACAAUCCGACAUGGAUGAUCACCUCAUCCAUCUUCUGUUCUCGGCGAACCGAUGGGAGCUCGCUUCGUCCAUCGAGCGACAGCUCAGAGAAGGGACCUCCAUUGUGUGCGAUCGGUACGCGUUCUCGGGUAUAGCAUUUUCGGCAUCGAAGGGUCUGUCUUACGCGUGGUGUCGGUCCCCCGACAUCGACUUACCCGCUCCAGACGUGACGAUAUUUUUGGAUAUUAGCCCAGAGAAAGCCAAGGAACGCGGUGGGUACGGGGAAGAAAGGUAUGAGAAGGAAGAGAUGCAGAAGAAGGUCAGGCAGGUCUUCCGUAGAAUCGAAGUAGAGAUGCAAAGCCAAAGGCUUCAGAGUGGCAACCAGUGGGUCACGAUAGAUGCUGGGAGAGACAGAGAGAGCGUGUCGGCGGAUGUGUGGAGGCACGCACAGCCGCUCAUCACUGGGGUAGAACACCCCAUACGGAGACUGUGGACUGACAUCCUUCAGGAAGAGGCGUAUUAG